GGGGCCUUCAGCUCUGGGAGGAGAGUUCCUGUCGGAGGAGUCAGGCAGGCUGGCCUGCCCAGCACUGCUGCCUGGAGUCAGUCUGUCUGUUGGUCAGUCACUGACACAAGUAGGCUGUGGCUGCGGCCUGGCUGGGGCGGAUCCAGUGGGGAUGGCACAAGCUGGCCCAGGGGUCGCCUGGAGCUGGCACAGCGCUGGGGCCCAAGCGAAGUUUACUUUCGGUGGGGCACGGAGCCCGGAGGAAGCGGCAGCUGCUGCGAGGUCAGUGCCAGACCCUGCCCCAGCCCCUGAGGACCACGCUGACCUUCCCAGCCUCAGCCACCCCGUCGCCACCCUGGGGUCCCAGCCCACCCAUCCUGACUCCUGCUUCCGGGCUCCCACCCCUGAACUGUGCCCUUGGGUCCCCACUUACGGCCCUGCUGACCCCAGCUCUGGGCUUGCCAGUCCACCUUCGGCCUCCCUCGGCUCUGAGGGCCUGGACCCACUGCGCCAAGUGCCAGCAGAUGAAGGGUUGGACAGUGGGGCUCUGGGGAGCUCCCAGGGUGCCAGGACUCCGGACAGUGAGCCCCUGCUGGGGGCCACAGCCCCAGCCUGCCCCUGGGCCGGGUCCUUGGGGGAGGACAAGGAGAAGGAGCAAGGGGAAGAGGAGUGCCCCAUCUGCACGGAGCCCUAUGGGCCCAGUGAGCGCCGCCUGGCCCUGUUGAACUGUGGCCACGGCCUGUGCGUGGGCUGCCUGCACCGGCUGCUGGGCACGGCCCCCAGCGCCGACCUGGGCCGCGUGCGCUGCCCGCUGUGUCGCCAGAAGACGCCCAUGCUUGAGUGGGAGAUCUGCCGGCUGCAGGAGGAGCUGCUGCAGGCCGACGGGCCCCAGCGCCCCCCCCCCCCCCAUCCCCCCAGUGCCCCCCGCCAGGGCCCUGGGCCCUGGGCCUCCCUAGAGCACCGCUACCAGCUGCGCUUCCUGGCAGGGCGUGUGGGCGGCCGGGGCUGCCUGCCCUUCCUGCCCUGCCCGCCUUGCCUAGGCGCCCGGCUAUGGGCCCUGCGGGGACGAGGGCCCUGUGCCCGCCGCCUGGCACUGCUGGGCCUGCUGGCCCUCGAGCUGCUGGGGCUGCUGCUCAUCUUCAUGCCGCUCAUGCUGCUGGGGCUGCUUUUCAUGCUGCUGGACCGCUCCGGCCGCUGAGCAGCACCCAUGCCUGGAUAGCCCUGCCACCAACAGACCAGGAGGCCCAGACUGGUUGCCGUGUCCCGAAGCCUCAGUGCCACAGGGCCUUGGGAGCACCUUGCCCUGAGGCCUGAUGACCAGGCCGGAAAGCCUAAGGUUGACCAGGGCACUAACCUUCAAUCAAGACCCAAGACUGGGACCCAGGGCCACCCAGAAGCCUGUGUUCAGCGCCUGACCCAGCCAGAGACUCCAAACCUCCCUGCUGUCCAGAGACUGGCCACCAGUGCCCAAGGACAACGCUGGAGGAGAUCUGUGACCAGGCACCUCAAUGGACAGACAUCAUACUGACACUGGGCCGUCUCCACCCCAAGCCAGGCCCGUCUGCAAGGGGGCACAGCCCACACGACAGUAAACAGUGCAGGUUCCUUGAAGAGGGUGGGGCCCUGGGCAGAGGCACCUGCAGGCCCCCUACCCCCGCCCCCUUGCCACCCGUGUUCCAGAUAAGGGCCAGUGUGUGUUCUCUGAAGGUCACGGCAGCCAAGGGGAGGGACCCUUGCUGUGCAAGCUCAGCCCACAAAGGGCCUCCUCCCGGCCGGGUCAGGACCCAAGGGGGUGGGCCCAAGCGGCUGGGGGUCCAGCACAAGCCCCUGAGGUCAAGGGACAAGGGCCCAGCCAUGCCUCGGAGCCAGAGCAUGCAGGCUGAGGCCCGACUGCCCUGCACCCUCACAUUGCCGAUCCUAGGGCCUUUGUCUGAAGGACGGACACAGUCCGCGCUGCCUCCUGGGCUGGUUGGGGCCACGCUGAGCACUGUGCCUGGCACUAGAAAGAACUCUCA
Molecule: messenger RNA, 1994 nt
Organism: Equus quagga
Lineage: Eukaryota; Metazoa; Chordata; Mammalia; Perissodactyla; Equidae
Gene: RNF229
Biological process (GO): proteasome-mediated ubiquitin-dependent protein catabolic process; protein K63-linked ubiquitination; intrinsic apoptotic signaling pathway in response to endoplasmic reticulum stress
Cellular component (GO): endoplasmic reticulum membrane
Molecular function (GO): ubiquitin protein ligase activity
Source: RefSeq, a predicted model, not a curated record